This is a messenger RNA of Haemorhous mexicanus (house finch), 3816 nucleotides long. RefSeq lists its product as uncharacterized. Bases 2627 to 3349 code for a protein of 240 amino acids. The record is from RefSeq and is a predicted model, not a curated record. NCBI's taxonomy places the organism in Eukaryota, Metazoa, Chordata, Aves, Passeriformes, Fringillidae. The transcript has 7 exons.
UCCUGGAACAAAUCCCUGAAGCAACAGGAGAGAUCAAUGCUCAGUGGCCUAAAUUUUGAGAAGUGCUUACAUUUUCUUCUCUUGGUAUUUUUUGUAAAGAACGGUGUAGUUCAGGACUUGGAAAAACUAAAGUUUUGAUCCAUGCUGGAGGAGUGACACUGUUCAAGAAGGAAGCAGGUGGUAAAUGUGUUUGUCUCAGUGUGACUGUGCCAGUCUUCCAGAUAAAGUAAUUUGCCAAGCAAGGGUCAUAAAUUAUGUAAUCCAUGGUGUAAGCUGAAGAGUGAAUUACUUGAAAGGAGGAGAAUUGUGUGAAUGAAUAAUGGGGCUGUGUUAAUGGCUCAUUGUCCCUGUGAUUCCUGAACAGCUUGGGAGAUACUGGAAAGGAAUUGGAAUGCAGCAGUGUUUUAUCUUGUAGUGAAAGUUUGGAGUAUUUUAGUGAAAAGCUGAAAACAUUUUAAAUCCAAAAGUGGGGUCCCACAAAGCCAAUACUUUUAAAAAGGCCAAUCAGUAGGCACUGGAGUGAUUGUGUGUGGUUUUUAUUUUAAAGUGCAGGAUUCCCAGAAGCCAAGCUAUGUGCUGAUGUGAAGCUGCAGUCAAGAAAGGCUGUGAUUGAAGGCAUUCUAGAAGUCAGUGUGUCUUUCUUCCUGCCCCUGAUGUGCUUUUGUUGUGGACCAGAGCCAGAACAAACCCAGUGAAACCCUGGGUUCACUGUGGGCAAACACCCUUGUUCAAGGUGCAGUUACUCCUUUGUCCUUUUGUUUACAGACACAGGAGAUGGAUUUUGCUGCAACAGCUGAAAGAAAUUCCACUGCUGUGACCAGGGAAUAGGUGUAAACUGGGUGUAAAAACAGGUUUCAAGCCUUGGUAACCUUUUCUGGCCUCUAUUUGUAGCAGUCCUGACACCAGUGUUUGGGGAAUCCAUAGCUUGUGCUCAGUUUGUGUCACUCUCAGGACCCCUGCAAUGCUACAGGAGGAUAGACUGGCCUCCACAGCCAUCCUGAACCAGAUCUGGAUUAAGAUUAAAGAUCAUGAGCAGUUCCAUCUUUCACCAUUAAUUUUGGUCAGUCACUUUGGUUUAUUUAUAUGCCUCUCUUUGAAGAAAUUAAAUUAGUCUGGAUGUCCUUAAUAGAAUGAAUAAGUUGGCACUUGAUUGUGCUGAGUUCCAGAAACUCAGACAAUAAGAGGAGGAAAUGGGUGUGCUGUGCAGUACAGAGCUCUCAGCUGUUCAGGUCUGCUGGCUCUGGGUUUAUUUGCUGUUACCCAAGUGGGCACUGAAAACAGAAACUGACUCUCAGCCUCUGCAGCCCUUCCUCAGGCCAGGUCCAAACCCUCUGCAUCCAAUGAUGUAGCAAAGUCAAGUGUUUGGGUUUUAACCUGCCUCAUUAAAUCAUCUCACCCAAGGAAAAACUGCCCAUUGCAUCAAAUCUGAGAGCUCAGGUAAAGGUGUUUGUUCAUCAGCCAACGUGAGGCUCCCACUGAUCAGCUGGAACCAGAAGGGAAUUCCCUGUCAGCAGGAGAAUGGAGCAUCUGCAGGAACUGCUUCUUCACACUUCUGCCUUACAUCUGAAGAAGGAUCAUGCAAAUUCUUUCACUGAGGUAAAUUUUAAUGUCUUUAUUGUGGUCUGUUUUAAAGCAAUCUUCUGGCAGGACUGAGAAUCUCUUAUCUACUGCUGCAAUAUUAACUGCUGUUGGGCUUUAGCCAAAGCAGUAUUCUUUCAAGAAUUUGCUAGGCAUUGAUUUUUAGAGAUCAUUAUUUAUCCUUUGAAAAGCAAAGGUUAAAGUUUACCUUUUGCUGUUAAUGUAACUGUGCUUGGCAUGUUUACAUAAGCAGCCAGCUCCUGUCAAAUUAGGAAAUCCACGUUGGGAUUUUAUCAGUUAUGGAUUAGUUUUGAAAGCCCUGUGCUAAGAACAAUGCUUGUGCUAACUUCAGCUUCAGUGCAGUCAAACUCCACAAACUUUGGGUGUAACCUGGGUAGUGUUUGGGGUGACCACAGAGUCAGGAUCUUGUGCAGUGAAUGUUGAGAAUUUUAAGGACUCUUUAGAUAAUAACGAAGAAAGAUGACAGGGGGUGUGCUAAGGUGUGAGUUUCUGUCAUCACUCAUCCUUGCCACAUGGGUAUUUUCGAUUAUUUUUCUACGAAAAAUGAAUUGACAAAACGUUGUGGUAGAUGCAUCCAAUUACAGAAUUCCCUCCUUCCCAUCACAUCCAUCCUCGAUGGCUUCAGGACCGUGCCUUUGUCUUUUAAAACAGUGUCUGUUCCAGAAAAUUGUCUGCAAAUGGAGUCCAAGUUUGUUAUCUGUAAAAGGUAACAUCAGCCUAAGAGGAGAAGAGAGAGGCUCCUGACAGAUACCAUAGUGUGUUGAAAUUCAUGUCAUUAAAUGAAUACCUCACAUCUGAUUACAAAAAUUUAGAAACAGCAAGAUUAAUGAGAUAUUUUUAUAGAACUACUUUGUUUCAUAGAGGAAAAUAUGCUGGGUAUGUUAUCAGGAAGUUGUAUCAGUUUUAAGUUAAUUAGUAAUUCUUUAUAGAGAAGGAUGCUGUAAAACAAGCUCAAAAUCCACAAUCCACAGCAGCAGAAAGGGAAGUUCAUUCUGCUGCUGGCAAAGUCUGGAAGAAAAGGCCCAGGAUGUCCUUUCUGAAAGUCCUGCUGUGUGUCCUGGUCCUGGCCAGCCCCUUGCUGGGUGAAACUUCACAACCCAACUGCAAUGGAGUUGUGGACUUUGAGGCCUGUCUGGGUAAUACAGAUCAAUUCUGUCCUGAAAAUAUUCCUUGUCUGUGUAAAGAUGGAGAACCUUUUUGCAGAUGUGAUUACUACAGAAUGGGCUGGAAGGAGUACUGGUACAUGGGCCCCAAAUGUAACCACCUUUGGAACACUCUGGAUUUCAUUUUAGUGGCUACUCUUCCUGGAGUGGCACUGGUUAUCAUAGUGGUUGUAAUAUUUUCUGCUGUCUACUGCUUGAAAAUGAAAAAACCUGGGAAGCAGCCAAAGCCUCCAGGAAUUCCCAUUGUUCCCCCCAGGCAGGAGCCAAGGCCUCCAUACAGUGGAGCACAGCAGAACCCUGCAUUCAGCACUGAAUUCAGCCCAGGGCACGGGCACCGUCAGCCAGCUGAGGAUGCCUGGGUUGGACAAAUUCCAAAGGCUGUACUGAAAAGAGAAGAUUUUAAUGAUGCCUCAAUCCCAAAUGAAAGGCAGGAUUACAGUGCCAUGUAUGCUCAGCCUCCAAGGACAGCAGAUCCAGCAUCAGAUUAUUUCCCUCAAUCCCAAGCCCAGCGGGAUGAGUUUGACUGUCCCAGGAAGAAUUUGCCUUAUCCAGUUUAUCCAGAGGCGAGACAGUACCGGAGAUACUAAGAACAAGUGCAUGCUGUGUCAGAAAUGUCUUGGAAUGCUGCGUGAUCACUGGACAAUGCAGGUGCUGAGAGAGCAGUGAGACCCUGGUGGGACACAGAGGAACCUGCCAUCCUCAUUAGAGAGCACCAAGUUAUUGCAAAGAGAAGGCAUCGAGGAUAAUUGUGAAAGAAAACCUGGUGAAUCCCUGAUACUGCAGCACACAAGGCUCUGGCCCUGGCAGUGUGGUACAAACACAGCCAAGGACUUGGCCUCUCUCUAUCCCAAGAUUUAGCAAAUACCUACAGACCCAGUCCCUUCUCUCUUGUAUUUUGCUUUGUCCUCCUUCUGUGUUGAUCCCAAUUGCCCCGGCUUGCUUUGUAACUUUUUUGUAAUUGAGGAAAAUGAAACUGUGGAAGAUUGACUACCUUGCCACUAAGUAACAAAUAAAAGAGACUGAAGACUGGGAUUUAUUUCCCAUUUUCCAAAAA